Messenger RNA from Gymnodraco acuticeps, 1609 nucleotides. RefSeq names its product galactose mutarotase (gene galm). The coding region runs from base 16 to 1215 and encodes 399 amino acids. The transcript has 9 exons. Gene Ontology annotation, biological process: beta-D-galactose catabolic process via UDP-galactose, Leloir pathway; glucose metabolic process. Gene Ontology annotation, molecular function: aldose 1-epimerase activity; carbohydrate binding. The record is from RefSeq and is a predicted model, not a curated record. NCBI's taxonomy places the organism in Eukaryota, Metazoa, Chordata, Actinopteri, Perciformes, Bathydraconidae.
AAUGCCCCUCAAACCAUGCGUUUACUGCCGCUAAUAGAGCAGGAGAAGAAGAAGGAGAAGCCGGAUGUAAACAAGUCCGGUCCAAAGUCUCUUCAUAACCGGGGAGACUUUAUAAAGAGAGGACAGCCCACCAUGACUGAUGUGAGUGUGCAGCAGUGGGGGGAGGUGGGGGGCGUGGACUUGUGGGUGCUGCAGUCGGCCCAGGUGCGGGUGGAGGUCCUCAGCCUGGGGGCCAUCCUCAGAUCUGUGUGCUGCAGAGGGAGGGAGGGCCACAUGGAGGACGUGGUGCUGGGCUUCGAUCAGCUGGAAGGUGGAGCUCAGAGGAGGCAGCAUGUCUGUGGUGAGGCUGAAGAUCCCUGUUGUGUCUCAGGUUAUCUGUCAGAUCAGCGCUACCUUGGAGCUACGGUGGGCCGCGUGGCCAACAGGAUCGCACGGGGGCGCUUUGUGGUGGAGGGGAAAGAGUACCGACUAGAUAUCAAUAAUGGACCCAAUGCACUGCAUGGAGGGCUGCGAGGCUUCAAUAAGGCGAUCUGGCUGGCUACAGCAGUGGAAGGCGGAGUACAGCUGAGUCUUACCAGUCCAGAUGGGGACCAGGGUUAUCCUGGAGAGGUGCAGGUCUCUGUCUCCUACACACUGCAGGGGGAAACUCUAACUGCUGAAUACCAAGCCCGCUCUACAAAGACCACCCCCAUCAAUCUCACCAACCACUCAUACUUCAACCUGGCGGGACAGGCUGCAGCAGAUAUCUACGACCAUCAGGUGUCCAUCAGUGCUCAGUCCUACCUUCCUGUGGAUGACUCAUCAAUUCCAACUGGAGAGAUCCGCCGGGUGAAAGGCACACCCUUUGACCUUACCACACCUGUUCUGAUUGGCCCUCGGCUGAAGGAAGUUCCGGGUCCUGGGUUUGACCAUAACUUCUGCCUGUCGUUCCCUGGAGACAGCUGGACAGAAAGAGAUGCUGCCAGAGUGUGUCACCCAGCUAGUGGGCGGGUCCUAGAGGUUUCUACAAGCCAACCUGGAGUCCAGUUCUACACUGCCAAUUUCCUGGAUGGUCUGACAGGAAAGGGGGGGGUGAGGUACAGGAAGCACAGCUCCUUCUGUCUGGAGACGCAGAACUGGCCUGAUGCCGUGAACCAGGCUCCCUUUCCUUCCUGUCUCCUGUGUCCCGGUGAGGACUACCAUCAUGUGACUCGCUUCACCUUCACCACUGUGUGACCUCCAGCAGGACAGACAAGAAGAAAUCUAGAGAAGGACGUCCAAUUGUUGAUUGCACAUAUAAUUGUUUGCAGUAUGAUCAGGAAGCAUAAGCCUCAUCCCAGUACCCCUCCCCGAACUCGCGUCCCUUCCUUGCAUCUUAGCUCCGCCUCCGUAAGAUGCGAGCGAGAGACACGUGGAGGAGACGCGAGGACAAAGGAGUCCUCAGGUAUUAAUUGGGAUGUCCUCGUUCACUCAAACGUCACUUUUAAACGACGUCUGUUAAUGAUGACAUGUGCACAGCUGUAUCCCCUCUCAUCGGGCUUAACUGAAUAAUCCUUUAGAACCGGCCCAUUUGUUGUUAAAUAUGUAUUUAAAUGAAUGAAUCUUUCUCUUGUUAGUCAAGGAAUUCAAA